Messenger RNA from Sordaria macrospora k-hell, 705 nucleotides. NCBI's taxonomy places the organism in Eukaryota, Fungi, Ascomycota, Sordariomycetes, Sordariales, Sordariaceae. The record is from RefSeq and is a predicted model, not a curated record.
AUGGUCUUCUAUUUCACCUCGACCGUUGUUGAUCCCCCGGCUUUCGUUUAUGUGGGGAAAGACAAGUUUGAGAACGAGGAGUUGAUUAAGCACGGCUGGGAGGAAGAUGUCUGGUACGUAUCGCCCCAGCCAAGUCUCAGUUCACGUUCUUUUUUUUUACUAACUAUUACUCAUAGGUUCCACGUCGACAAACUCUCCAGUGCCCAUAUCUACCUUCGUCUCCCACAGGGUUGGACAUGGGAUAACAUUCCUGAGGAGCUCCUGACUGACCUUGGUCAGUUGACCAAGGCCAACUCCAUCGAGGGUAACAAGAAGGACAACAUCUCAAUCAUCUACACGCCAUGGUCCAACCUCAAGAAGGACGGAAGCAUGGCCGUCGGCCAGGUCAGCUUCAAGGACCAGAAGAAGGUGAAGCGCAUUUUGAUUGCGCAGCGUGAAAACCCCAUCGUCAACCGUCUGAACAAGACCAAGGUCGAGAAGCACCCAGACCUGCGAGAGGAGAAGGAGAACCACCUGAAGGAGCUGCGCAAGAAGGACCAGGCGGCGGUGCUGGCGCGCAAGAAGGAGGAGGAUCGCCUGAAGAAGGAGCGGGCCGAGAAGAAGUGGCAGAAGGAUCAUGCUUACGACGAGCUCUUUGCUGAGGAGAACAUGAUGAUGUCGAGCAACCAGGAUCGGGAUGAGACCUGGGAGGAUGAUUUUAUGUAA